AUUUAAUGCAAACACAGCCAGGAAUAUUAGAUUUGUCUGCCUACAAUUUGCCUAAGAGUGAUUCCUUAUCGUUGAGAAUACAAGAGAACUUUUCUCUGUAUGGUGUUCGAUAUACUCAAUUAGUUGUAGUGGCAAUUGCAAUUGGAGGGUAUGCUAAAAAUAAUAAUUAGACUCUCUAACUUCGCGGUUUUGUUGACACUCUUUCUUAGUUACUUAGGGUAUUAUUGUGUUAUUAAAUCGAAGAUGGGCAUAUGUUAUGAAACAAAGUGCUAUUUUAGAUUUCCUGCCUGAUUUAGGAUUCGUCAAUACUCAAGAUAAAAAAAUGAUACUUUUACUACUAUGUAACAUGAAUAGCAUUUAAUUUAGUUAAUAUCUUACUUAUUUUGGCUAUUUCAGGUCCUCACAUAUUGACUUAUGUGGGUCUUGGAUGUUUAAUCGUAAUUGUACAUGCAUCAUUAUGGAAAAGUCCCUCAACUUUACCUGGACAAGAUAUAUAGUCAGAGUUUGACAAAGUGUUAAUACAAAAUGAUGUUGAAUUAAUUAAUCAUUGAAGUAUAUA
Molecule: messenger RNA, 559 nt
Organism: Paramecium octaurelia
Lineage: Eukaryota; Ciliophora; Oligohymenophorea; Peniculida; Parameciidae
Source: the annotation of a GenBank genome assembly